AUGUUCUUUAAUUCAGAUCAUACAAGCCUCCCUAAUUUAUCUAUUACUAAGCCUAAAUCAGCCCUAAAUCAAUCUGUUGAUACCGAGCAAGAUGUUUUCUUUCAGAAGCAAAAGGAAAUAUUAAAUAAUUCUAUUCUCUGAACUAUAAAAGAACUGGAAUUAUCAAAAAGGAAUUAUAUUAUAAAUUCAGCCUAUAAAAUAAAAGCUAAGAAUGAAAUUUUGGUUAUAGACAGUGCAAUUAUGAUUGAUAGCUCAAAUUAUACUACAGAUGACAGUCUAAUGCUAGAACUUAUAGAAAAGCUUGAAAAUAAUGAAAAUAAAAGUUUUAAUUUAAAAAAAGAUUUGAGCAAAUUUAAUGUGCUUUUAAAAUCGAGGCUCAGUUGGGUUUCUUAUUCAAAAUUAAAAAAGUUAGAGCAAAAAAAUAAGAGAAAAUGAAACAAAAUUGAAUAUGGUUACAAAGAAAUAGUGAAUUCAAUAAAACCAAAUACUGAAAUUUUAAUUAAGUUAAAUAGUUAUGCAAGCAUUCUAUAUCAAAACUAUUUAAAAAAGUUUGAUCAAAUUGCUAAAAAUUACCUAAAAUUUAGCAAAUAUAUUGAAGAAAAUAAGGCUAACGAUGAUAAUAAUAUUUAUUUAGGGUUUCACAGCGGGAUUGCUGUAUUGAUAUGACCUCUGAAAAGCAAAAAUAUCAUUAUUGAGAUGAUGAUAAUGAUGAUGAUUUAG
Blepharisma stoltei is the source of this 720-nucleotide messenger RNA. The record is from the annotation of a GenBank genome assembly. Lineage: Eukaryota; Ciliophora; Heterotrichea; Heterotrichida; Blepharismidae.